This is a messenger RNA of Owenia fusiformis, 4016 nucleotides long. The record is from the annotation of a GenBank genome assembly. NCBI's taxonomy places the organism in Eukaryota, Metazoa, Annelida, Polychaeta, Sabellida, Oweniidae.
CAUGAAAGAUGGCAUCCCCAGGAUCAAAUGUCGGAAAAUCUACUUUAGAUAAUGUUUUUGGAAUCAUUCCCGAAGGACACGAAAAAGCUUUGAAGCAGGCAUUUUAUAAUACAGCUGCUACGUUGUUUGUGGUGCUUGCAUGUACAGCUGCAGUUGCUGUUUACUAUGUUCUGGAGAUAUUUCUGAAGCCUUUGAUGUGGGCACUUUUAUGCGGAGCUUUUUUGCAUCCUUUCAAAAAUACAUUUUCAAAAAGUAUACAGAACUGGUUGAAAGGAUUAAGGAGCUCUGGUACUCCACUAGUUGUAGGUGUUACAUUGUUGCCAUUGAAUCUCAUUGACUCUACAUCGGAAAAGUUGGGAGGUGCACUUCUCAAGCAUCUCAAAUCAAUCAUCUGCGUAGCAGUCGGAUUGCCAGUUUUGUACAGUAUUUAUCAAUUUGGCCCAGUGCAGAAGAUCAUAGAUGUACUUGUCUGUACUUUCUACGUAUCCUCAGAUCUGAUUGCCAUAUUUGGAUCAAGAUGGUAUUUUGUGUGGAGUCUAGCAGUAGGCUACAUUCUAUUGGUGAUAUUCUAUUGGACACCCCAGACAAGUCGUUUUCUGCGGUUGUUAUCGAUCCCAGUCUGGCUUGGUAUCUUUCUCCACAUAGCCACUGUAGCUGGUCCACUACGUGUGCCCAUAUUUGUUGCUCUAGUCAUUAUGAUGGUGGUGGGCUUUGUUUCUGAGGUCUUAGAAGCAAGGAGAGAACAUAGUCAAGAAACAGUAGAAUCUGCUUCAAGUCCUGUAGGUUCAGAGAUUCCCACCCCACAAUCUCCCACUGUUUCUGCAGCCUUGAAGGUUUUAUCAGGCACUAACCAGUCAGUAUCACCAGGCAGCUCUGAACACUCAACAGAAUCUAAAAUCAAACCACCAGAGACAAUAGCUAGUCAAGAGGCCACCAAAUCAAACCAAGAAUCAUCCAGUAGUGCACCAAGUUUAAAGUUAAGUUCUCCAACUGGUGCUACAAGUAAGCUUGGCUCGCCUGGAAGAAAAAAUCCUCCUCCAUCAACUCUACCUUUAGAGAUUCCCAAGGAGAGAUCUUUACCCGAUAAGUGUUUCAUAGGUUUAAUGUGGGCAAUAGGCAUAGUGCAAUUAUGGAAGAAUAUAUGGGUCCUGCAGUUGCUACCUCUGCCAUUCGCAUAUGUACUGGUGAAAAAAGCAUGUGUGAAAUUUGGAUUGCUAGAGUGUCUCAAAUUUGGUGAUAUGUGGCAGAGGCUAUCCACCUGGGCUAAAGAACGCAAAGAUGCUGUGGCACCUAAGCCUGUUAGAGGUCUCGGGAAACUUAUCCUGAGGGGAGACAGGAAGAUAGUAUCAGCCAUUGAGACAUCUACAGAUAAGUUCAUGAGUGUUGUCAUUAUCCUGGCCCUUUUGGUUGGGGCAGUCCUCUUCACCAUCUUCUGUGCUGUUCAGGUGCACCAGGAGAGCAUGCACCUUGUCUCCAUCACCAGCAAUGUUAUGAAUAAUUCACUACAGCCAGAGAUAACUGAUAAAUGGCUGCCAAAGAGAGAGAUGCAGAAAGCAAUGGAUUCUGUUGCUGAAAAUGCUUAUGUGUAUGGUCGCCAGUGGUUAGUCGAUAAGAUAGAUACCAUGAUUGAUGGACAGAAUGCCAAUAAAACAUUAAUUGAGAAACAAGUGCUAGAACUAUGGGAUAGAAUGUAUGCAGCCUGGUUUAAUAAGACAACAAAGCUUGAUGGCAAUCAUAAACCAGAGCUACAGCGUCAGAUGUCUAUGACGCAUAUCUCCAAUAUAUGGGACAUUGCUCACUCAGCCGAUGCUUUCAACUUUGAUAUUGUAUCCUUCGUCAAAGAAAACAUUGGCAUUGUCACAUCAGUACUGGAGUCUAUAUGGAUGGUCCUGAAAGGGAACGUGAAUCUCUUGCUUGGUCUAGUCACCAGCAGUCUCUCAGUUAUCCUGGGAGGAGGAACAGCUAUACUCAACUUUGUAUUAGCUUCGGUUGUAUUUCUUACCACACUGUUCUACCUUCUGGCCUCAAGUGGUAACACCUACAAGCCUGUAGAAUGGUUCAGUAUGUUGAACCCUGGGGGUGGGGCACAGGGCAACAACAUUGGCCAAGCAGUGGAGGAAGCUAUCAGUGGUGUGUUCCUUGCAUCCCUUAAAAUGGCUGUAUUCUAUGGUCUCUAUACAUGGCUGAUACACACAGUAUUUGGUGUCAAUAUGGUCUUCAUACCUUCAGCAUUGGCAGCUAUAUUUGGUGCAAUCCCAUUCCUUGGAACCUACUGGGCAGCUGUGCCUGCAGUGCUUGAACUAUGGCUGGUCCAUCAGGAGGCUCUCCUGGCAGCCAUGUUGUUUCUUUGCCAGUUUGCUCCAACAAUGUUCCUUGACACUGCCAUUCUUAGUGAUAUUAAAGGGGGUGGUCACCCAUACCUGACUGGUUUAGCCAUAGCAGGAGGACUGUAUGUGUAUGGCUUGGAAGGGGCAAUAAUUGGCCCCAUACUCCUGUGCCUCCUUGUAGUGGCCAUGAAUCUGUAUAGCACUAUGUUGAACCCCCAACCAACUCCAAGCCAAGAGAGCAGAGUUGCUGCUAGACGUUUAGUAGGCCGAAAUCCAAAGAUGGGAUUUAUGGACAUGAAGCGGACAAUAAGUAUGCACUGAUGGCUGAAUGAGGUUGACAAGGAAUUUUGAUACAACACCAAUUUAUAUUGUUUGCCAACACAGACAAACAUAAGACCUACUAACUGGGUGGUAAAGUCAGAGUAGAAGUGCAAUCUUACAUACAGGUGUAGCUGAGUUUAUGGGUGAAUUCCAUUAAGAACAAUGCAUUGACUUAAUAUGUUGUCUGCUAUAUAUAUGCUUGCCAAAAAGAUACAAAAUCUUGGAGCAUCUGUAAUAAGAGACUUGAGAAACCUUCCAUGAAUUGUUGACUUAAAUAUUGUGAGUUGACAAUGGUUAAAGGGGAACUGGGUGCCAUAUUAUUGUACAUAACUUGGGAUGAAUAUCCCAUUCUACGCUGUGUUUUCCUGUCCACUCCCUUCAGUUCAAAUGAAUUGCGUAGGUGCAUUUUGCAUGUGAAAAAUAACGAUUUCAUGACCAGGAUUAUUAUUGUUCUACCUGUUAAUGGAAAAAAUCUUCCCAGAAUUGAAUACAUGUACCUUGAAACUUUGGCUAGCUAUCUGGUAAUAGCAUAUAUAGCAUUUUGAUAUGAGGCUGAUCACACAUAAUGUUCUUUUAACAACUCAAGAACGUGAGCUGAAUUCCAAGUUAUGUUUGCAAAAUCUAAUUGCGCAACAUUGAAAGCUGGGAGGAGUGCGACUGUUCAUAAGUACUUAUAUUCUUAAAAUUCUGUUAUUAAGCUCAUAUUAUAGAUGUACAUGUGAAAUAUAUUAGAAUCAUAUUUAUCCUAAAACUAGCUUUAAUUCUCAGUUGCCAUCCACUAAAAAGGGCAUCAGUUCCACUAAUACACAGAUCAGCAUUACAUGUAUGUUAACAAGGAAUUAUUAACCUGUGAUAUUUGAAAAGUUUCAUUCAUUGAUCAGCCGACAUGGUGAGUUUAUGGAAGUGACCAACUCUUUCCCAUGUCUAUUUGUCUGUUUAAGAUGAAUUAAAACUGCUUUUUGACUAUAAACCAAUGCCCAUAUCCAUAUUAUGGGUGUCCAAUCCAUAUUAUGGGUGUCCAUUUUGGUAAUUUACACCAUUGGUCUUGGGGCCUUUUGUCUUAUUUUAAAAAAAUAAUCUUUAUUUCAUCACGUGAGCCCAUAAAAUGGUGCAAUUUUGUGCAAUAGGCACAUUGUCUUACUGUUGUACAGUCUUCAAUAUAUACAUGUGCAUGAUUUAUUGUCUUAUGUUAGUAGGGACACUAUGCGUUCGAUGUUGUGUUUUGUUGUCCUCUAAAUAAGUGACUGUAUUAAUAUGAAAAGCAUAGCUUCAAAUACCACGCAAGCAUUGCCAUAUCAGAUAUUGUAUUAGGUGUACUAGACUUAAUUUAAAAACUUACAACUUUUUGCAAUAUUAAGUAGGUACAUA